Molecule: messenger RNA, 4238 nt
Organism: Coccinella septempunctata (seven-spotted ladybird)
Lineage: Eukaryota; Metazoa; Arthropoda; Insecta; Coleoptera; Coccinellidae
Gene: hfp
Product: poly(U)-binding-splicing factor half pint
Exons: 9
Coding region: 2176-4002 (608 amino acids)
Biological process (GO): regulation of alternative mRNA splicing, via spliceosome; mRNA splice site recognition; alternative mRNA splicing, via spliceosome
Cellular component (GO): precatalytic spliceosome; catalytic step 2 spliceosome
Molecular function (GO): RNA binding
Source: RefSeq, a predicted model, not a curated record
CCAAGAUCAAUUGAAUGGUGACACGCCUUCACAAGAAGUUUCGCAGACACAAAUCGAAAACCCAACGCAGGAUGUUGAAAUGGAGGAAACACCAAACCCCACUUCCUCAGUUCCUGAAGAAAAGAUCGCGGAGGAAUCUAGUAAUGUUGCAGAAAUGAGACAGCCAGCACGUUACCAAACUUGGAGUUGAUGUUGAAUUGCUGUUGUAACCAUAGCCUGCAUGGUUACUGGUAGGAAUUGCCUAAGAAUAGUUUACUCGGUGUUCGAAUAUGUGUUUUGAUGUAAAUUUAAUGUACCUUCAGAAAUUCAGAUGAUUUGAAGAGAAGUUUCAAUGGGGUGUCCCAUUCUUACUAUUGAAUUUUCCGAUUGCACACAAUUUAUCGUUUCAAUUUCAACUUUUCCCGGAAAAAUUCAUUUAAAGUGCUCAAAAACGAAAAAUGAUUGUGAGGAUUUGAUUUUAAUUUUUAUUUGAGCAUUGGGCAAUGUUGACAACAUAUUUGUUAUGUUUGUAAAUAAAUUAAGAUGGCUUAGAGAGAAUCUCUAGCUUUUAUUUGGUAAUGAAGACAUGAAAUAAUUCUUUGACAGUUGUAAGUGCCCACCAUCAUUGAGUUUGCAUUUAUUGUAUAGUCCAAGUUGAGGAGAAUUCCACACUGGAUUUCAGUUCUCAAUUCUGCAUUUCUCGCUAAAAAAGCAGUAGUUUAGUAGUGAAAAUGGGAAUCCCCAUUACUUCCAUUGAUACGAAUAGUUUAGUACAAACACAUAUUUGUGAAACGGAGUCCAUUAGGAUGAAAUCCCAUUAUUGAGACAUCUCUAUUUUCUCUUUGUGUUUCCAGAUACAUACUAUUAGUUGCUCCCGUUCAGAAUAUCUAACUAGUGCCUUGUCAACCUCUGCAGGACACAAGAGUUGCUGAAAGUUUUUCGUUAUUUAGAGAGUAGAUAAUCUACCUCUCUUUUCUUCAAAUCUGAGAGCCAACAUUUUGAAAAUGAUGUGAAUGUAUGUUCUUUUAAUACAUCUUUGAUCGUUAUAGAUCAAAGGCUGCUAUUUGAAUGAUUGAUCAAUUUAUUGCGAAUAAAGGGGGCCCAUAAACAUGUCCUAAAAAUGUGACAGUUUUCAUGCACUCGGUUAAUUUAUAAACGUUGUUAUAAUCAAUACAUCAUCGUGUUUUACAGAAUAUGGUUGUGUAUUUUACGAAGAAAAUUUGGAAGAAAACUGCAAAUUCAUGAUUUUUUUUUUUUUAAUUUGAGUUAAAUGAAAAGUUAUUGAACGUUAACUCGUGUGGGAGUUGCUCAAUCCUGGAUUUUGUUUGUCUAAAUUUCAGAUUUAACGAGAAAUUGUUCCACAUCUCAGCGUCAUGGUGUACUGCGAUCCUUAACUGGACAAGUUGGACAGUAGCAAUUCGCACGAAUGAAACGAGCCAGUAGUUGGAUAUCCAUCUAAAUUAUUCCGAUGUUAUUCGAAACUGUUCGAUCAGAAAGCUGGUGGUGUUUAUUGUGGGAAAUGCUUUUAUAUUUUUUUAUGAUUUUAGGAAUUUCCUGAUGACCUUCAUGUUUUUUAUCAUAUUUUUGGUGGAUCAUUUCCUUUUAUUUAUAGGUUCAGUGAGUAGAGAAGACUUCGGAUUUUGCCGGUUUUACUUCAGCGGAAGAAAAAUGUAAUUUUCCCGAUCAACAUACGAAAAAUUCCCUUUCAUAUUUUGGAGUUCUUUACUUUGUGUCUGAAUUUUCACACUGUGCGGAUCUCCUAUUAAUCGUUUCUCUUGAAAAAAGUUGUUAUGUUACAGUGAUGAGUUGCACUAAAAUACUUUCUUAGGAGUUUUCACAUUUGCCUUCAUUGUAAACAAUAAUAAAUCAGUGAGCUGAUACCAAGCAAUAUCUACACUGUAACAGGUUUUCAUUUGUACUCUGGCACAGAAGAAGUUAUUCAAAAUUCUUGAAUUGAAUUCAUUGUUUUUUGUUUAUCGAUUUGCCACACGAUAAGAGAAUGAAAAAAAUUUGGUGUUUUAAUAUCGAAGAUAUCCUUUUAAUUCAUUCAUGAAUUAAUAAAAUUUUCUCAGUGGAAAUUUUAUUCCAACAGCUUUAUAACAUCUUCUGAUGCCAUUUCUUCAGGUAGACACUUUGAAAUCUCGAUGAAACGAAUAUACUUAAACGACACAUUCUGGAUGAUUUUUUUAAAGGCUGAUGUUUGUUUUAGAUGGGACACAGGGUGUGGAAUAUAUCUAUGAUAUCAAUCAAACCGGUGAAGUAGUUACAGGUCCAGGUGCCAGAAGUAACUCAAUCGCUGGAAUUUUGGGUGGCACACUGCCAAAGUUGUCAUCGGAUCAAUCUGACUCUGUUAACAAGGCUAAAAAAUACGCUAUGGAACAGAGCAUUCGAAUGGUCCUUAUGAAGCAGACUUUAGCUCAUCAGCAACAGCAAAUGGCUAGUCAGAGGACCCAAGUACAGCGUCAGCAGGCUCUCGCCCUCAUGUGCAGGGUCUACGUGGGCAGCAUCAGCUUCGAGCUGAAAGAGGACACCAUCAGGCAGUCCUUCCUGCCGUUUGGACCGAUCAAGUCGAUCAACAUGUCCUGGGACCCGGUCACGCAGAAGCACAAGGGUUUCGCGUUCGUCGAAUACGAGAUACCGGAGGCUGCGCAUCUGGCGUUGGAGCAGAUGAACGGCGUUAUGAUAGGGGGUAGGAACAUCAAGGUGGUCGGGAGACCUAGCAACAUGCCCCAGGCCCAGACCGUUAUCGACGAGAUACAGGAGGAGGCCAAAUUGUACAAUCGUAUUUAUGUCUCGUCCAUUCAUCCGGACCUGACCGAAGAUGACAUUAAGAGCGUGUUCGAGGCGUUCGGACCGAUCACCUUCUGCAAAUUGGCCCAGGGGAGUACCGGGCACAAGCACAAGGGCUACGGCUUCAUCGAGUACGAAACGCUGCAGGCGGCCAACGAGGCCAUAUCCAGCAUGAACCUCUUCGACCUCGGGGGACAGUACCUGCGCGUCGGCCGGGCCAUAACCCCGCCCAACAGGGCGUUGGGACCGUCCGCAGGCGCGGGAGCCAUGCCGACGGCCGCGGCCGUGGCCGCCGCGGCCGCCACGGCCAAGAUACAGGCGAUGGACGCCGUGGCCAGCAACGCGGUCGCGCUGGGACUGAAGUUGAACCCGCCCGCCGUCACGACGGCCAUACCGGCCGUCGUACCGCCGCCUGGCAUCGCCAUUCCCACCGUUCCCGGUGUCCCCGCUGCCUUACCGGGCGUCGCCAUACCAACAGUGCCGAACGCGACGAUAGGACCUCCGGUCAUAGCGGUCCCGACCAUCGGGGCCCCGGGCGUCGCCGUACCCACCAUAGCGACCCCGGUCGCGGCCGUAUCCGGCGUGGUCACCCCCGCGGUGGUGCCAGUGAUCCCGCCCCCCGGCGUUGCCAUACCGCAAUUCCCGAACGUCAUCCAGCCCACCAUCGUAACGCCGGUUGUCAGUACCAUACCCCAGGCGAUCAUACCGCCCCCUACGGUCGUGACCCUGGCCCCGCCCACCAUGCCGAUCACGACGCCCGCGCAGGACGCGCUGAAGCGGGCGCAGGAGGCGCAGUUGAAACAGCAGGAGGAGCUGCAGAAGAAGCUGCUCGAUCAGAACGAGCCGCAGACGCUGCAGCAGCAGGAGAACAUGUCGAUAAAGGGCCAGAACGCCAGGCACCUGGUCAUGCAGAAGCUGAUGCGCAAGGUCGACUCGAGGGUCGUCAUACUUAGGAAUAUGGUGGGGCCGGACGAGGUGGACGAGACUCUGGAGGAGGAAAUUCAGGAGGAGUGCAGCAAGUACGGGGCGGUUGAGAGGGUGGUUGUUUAUAACGAGCAACAGUCCGAAGGCGACGAGGACGAUGUCAUUGUCAAGAUUUUCGUGGAGUUUCUCGCGACAAAAGAGGCUGAAGCUGCAAGGGACGCUUUGAACGGAAGGUAUUUUGGUGGUAGAAUGGUUAGAGCAUCCCUUUACGAUCAAACGUUAUACGAUCACAGCGAUUUUUCUGGAUAGGGCGAAUGAACAUUUCGAAGUACGCUAACUUUCUACUGUGUAGGAUGUGAAAUGUUGAAGAAUUAGUAUAAGAUGAAAAUAUUAUUUGCUAAUUCUGUUUAUAUAAAGCUCAGCUUCUUUUCUUUAGUUUUGUAUAUAAAAUUGUAAAUAUUCCGACUUUGGCAAGAAAAUUUCAAUGAUAUUCCUGAAUCGAAGCAGCAACUGUAAAAUAUUUUAAUAAAUUUUUUUUUCAAAUA